UUCAAAAAUUCGGGAAAAACUUUCGCUAUACCUUUAAUACUUUAAAAACAUCUGGAGUUGUGGUACCCAUCUUGUUGUGAUGUUAGGGUCUGGUCUUCUGUCAGGGAAACACAGACCAGGUGGAGAUGGUAACAAAAACAACAACAAGUAGUUUAAACCCCGGUCCUCAAGGACCCCCUUCCAGAAUGUUUUAGAUGUCUCCUUAAUUAACACACCUGAUUUAACUCAUUAGAUUGUUAAGGUGACAUUCUGGAAGGAGGCUGAUGAGUUGGUUCAGGUGUUUUACAUAAGGAGACAUCUAAAACUUUCUGGAAGGGGACCAGGAUUGAAGAACACUGGUUUAAACAACAGGUAAGUAAAUGAAUGAUAACCUUCUCAGGUACAUGACUGAAGAAUUUGAAGAUGAGAAUCGAUUAAGUUGCCACACACACACUUCUUGACAGUCACCGAACUUGAGUAUAACAUGUUCCUUAUCUUUAUAGAUAAAUCCAGAUGAUCCAAGGAUGAAGGCAAGAAGGAGAAAAGACUGAGGAUACGGAGACAGCUGUCUGGUUCAUAGAGAAACACCGAAGAACAUUGGUGUUAUGCACAUCCCUGCAUUUCAACUUUUCUGCAUGGAGCAGGGAGAUCUCCCCCUCGAGGAACACCUUUUAGACUUUCUAAAGUUGGCUCCAUACACCACCUUUCCGGACAGCUGCCUCUGUACUUUUUUGCUUGCUAGACAGAUCUCCAGUCACAGCCCCAGCCUCGCUUCCAAACCAGAGAUCAGCCAGCUGUCACCCCACUGCACAUAGCCCGAGCCCACCGCAGACAGAGAGCCGAGCUUGCAGUGACAUGAGAGCCAGAGCUUACCACAACUGAGCCCAAUAUCACCCCAGAGCCCGAGCCUCACGGAGUGUCUGACCAGGUGCGUGACCGUGGGAGUUUUGGUGGAGUACAAGGGUGAGCUAUCACUGGACUCUGGACAUUUAUUUGACUGGUUUGAGGAUGUUUUCUGCAGUCUGCAGUCCCUGCUGGUCCCACCCAGCUGCCAUCUCGGGGGAGUUUCCCAAGUCUCCACCUCCAUCCUUUGAGACCCUGAUUCUGCCUCGGCCUUCUAACCCAUCAGCUCCACCUUGGCUCCUGGCUCCCUCAUCUCCACCAUGGCCCGUCUUCCUUCUAGAUCCGCCAGGCUCCCUCGUCCCUCCGACUCUGGCUUGGUCGGACCUCGUCCCGCCUCCUCCUCAGGACUCUACUCCUCUGGCUUCUCCACGUCGUUCCGUCCCACCGGCUCUGUUGGGAUCUUCCUUCCCUCCAGCUCCGCCUCAGUCCUCUGUCAUUCUGGCUCCACUGCGGCUUCCGGAUCUUGCCUCAACCUCAGUUGCCAGAGCCGUCGGCUCCCCCCUUGUCCUCCGGCACCUCGGCUUCCCCUGGGCUCCGUCUUGGCUCCACCCAGGUCACCUCCUUCAGAACUUUCGUAACCAUCACUCGUCCCCAGAAUGUCGAGCAGCAAAAAUCCACCCUUGCUCCUCCUGCUCAAGCCCCCCUUGGCUCCUCCCUCUGUCUUCACCACCCUGGCUCCAUUGACUUCCUUUCUUUUUUGUUUAGUGGCCCCCCUCUCAACACUUCGGUGUAGUUUAAUUCAGGGGGAGUACUGUUACAGUUACAGUAGCUUAUUUGUCUUCAUUUGUAUCAUUGUUUCCAUUUGCCUGUCUCCCUCAUUGUUUUAUUAGUCAUCACUGUUAAUUAAAAAUCAUCACCAAUGGUUCAUUUGGUUCAUUAUUGUUUUCAACUGUUAGCCAUCCUCAUGUAUUUAAACUCAGUGUUCUCCCUUUGUCUCUGUCCGAUCUCAUCUUGUGAAUGUUUAAGAUAUGUUACUCUGCUCGUCAUUCUGUUUAUUGUUUUAUUCAUAUUAAAGUUUAUUAUUAGUAAUA
Misgurnus anguillicaudatus (oriental weatherfish) is the source of this 1913-nucleotide messenger RNA. Lineage: Eukaryota; Metazoa; Chordata; Actinopteri; Cypriniformes; Cobitidae. The record is from RefSeq and is a predicted model, not a curated record.